Molecule: messenger RNA, 1538 nt
Organism: Cucumis melo (muskmelon)
Lineage: Eukaryota; Viridiplantae; Streptophyta; Magnoliopsida; Cucurbitales; Cucurbitaceae
Product: plant UBX domain-containing protein 4
Exons: 4
Coding region: 126-1346 (406 amino acids)
Biological process (GO): proteasome-mediated ubiquitin-dependent protein catabolic process; Golgi organization; membrane fusion
Cellular component (GO): nucleus; cytosol
Molecular function (GO): ubiquitin binding
Source: RefSeq, a predicted model, not a curated record
UUUUUUGAUACUUUAGAAAAAGAAUGAAUGAAAAUGGGGAAUUGGGCUGCCGAAACUCCGAGCCAUCAUCAUCGUCAUCCUCAUCACAGUAAUCAGGUCCGAGGGAAACCACCGAAAAACUCACCAUGGAAACGGAAGCUCAACAUGAUGCAGCUGCCAAUGCUGCUUCCAUUAACUCUUUCAUCGAGAUCACUUCCUCUUCCAAAGAGGAAGCCCUUUUCUUCUUAGAGAGCCACAAUUGGGAUCUCGACGCCGCCGUUUCCACCUUCUUGGAUAACCAUGCCGCCGAUGCCAUCGACGCCACCGCCACCGCCACCGCUACUGCCACUCGCCCACUUCCACCUCCUGAUUCGCCUGAAUUUGCUCCUUCAGAGUCGCCAUCGCGUUCUCGUUCCCCUUCCCCACCUGCUUCUCGUGCUCCUUAUGAGCUCCGUUCGAGAAGAACUAGGGGUGAAUCGGAGAAGAAGGAUGACAAUAGGGCUUCUGGUAGUAGGACGCGUCGCAUCCGCACCCUCUCUGACCUAAACCGGCCGGCGGAAGGGGACUCUGAUAGCGACUCUGAUGAGCUGCAAGAGUACUACACUGGUGGUGAGAAGAGUGGCAUGCUUGUGCAGGAUCCUUCCAAAGGCAAUUCUGUCGAUGCAAUUUUUGAUCAAGCCAGACAAUCAGCAGUCGAUGUACCUAUUGAACCAUCUUCAGCUUCGAGAAGCUUUACUGGCACUGCCAGAUUGCUCUCUGGGGAGACAGUGCCCUCAAUUCCUAGGCACCCAGAGGCUGUCACUCACACUGUCACUUUCUGGAGGAAUGGAUUUUCUGUUGAUGAUGGUCCUUUAAGGAGAUUGGAUGAUCCUGAAAAUGCACCUUUUAUAGAGAGUAUUCGUAGGUCAGAGUGUCCUGUAGAGCUCGAACCUGCAGAUAGGAGGACAUCUGUCCAUGUUAACCUUGUCAGAAGAGAGGAAGACUACCCAGAACCGGUGAAGCACCGCCAUGCUCCAUUCCAAGGCGUUGGGAGAACAUUAGCUAGUGACUUGCCAAACUCGGAUGCUCCCUCUGCCACUCAUUCACUGAAUGUUGCUCCGCUCCCAUCAACAGGUUUGGUGGUUGACGACUCAUUGCCAAUUACUUCUCUUCAGCUUAGGUUGGCAGAUGGGACACGAAUGGUCUCGCGUUUCAACCACCACCACACAGUCAGGGACAUUCGUGGGUUCAUUGAUGCAUCAAGGCCCAGUGGUGCGAGAAAUUACCAGCUCCAGACUAUGGGUUUCCCUCCCAAACAAUUGGCUGAAUUGGAUCAAACUAUCGAACAAGCUGGAAUAGCCAAUUCUGUUGUGAUUCAGAAAUUCUAACAGGCUCAAAAUCAUUCAAUGUUGCAAACACUGAGACCUAGUUUUUUCAUCCUUAUGUCUUAUUUUGGUUCUGAUAGCUAUGUCAGGUAUAAGUUUGCUUUGACAUGUGUGGCCUAGUAUUUUAUAGGGCCGGUUUCCUUUUCAACUGAAUUAUCAUGUUAUGAUAGUAAAGUUUUAUUCCAUUAACAACAA